Messenger RNA from Phytophthora nicotianae INRA-310, 96 nucleotides. RefSeq lists its product as hypothetical. Bases 1 to 96 code for a protein of 31 amino acids. The record is from RefSeq and is a predicted model, not a curated record. The transcript has 2 exons. NCBI's taxonomy places the organism in Eukaryota, Oomycota, Peronosporomycetes, Peronosporales, Peronosporaceae.
AUGCCCGGCUACUUCUUCCCCAGCUUGAAGAAGUGCUUUCCUGCCCAUUGUCCUGAUCCUUCACGAGCCAAUCGAAGCAUGACUGCUCCUCUUUGA